Messenger RNA from Danio aesculapii, 3502 nucleotides. RefSeq names its product neuromedin U receptor 1a (gene nmur1a). The record is from RefSeq and is a predicted model, not a curated record. The transcript has 2 exons. Gene Ontology annotation, molecular function: neuromedin U receptor activity. NCBI's taxonomy places the organism in Eukaryota, Metazoa, Chordata, Actinopteri, Cypriniformes, Danionidae. The coding region runs from base 18 to 1304 and encodes 428 amino acids. Gene Ontology annotation, biological process: G protein-coupled receptor signaling pathway. Gene Ontology annotation, cellular component: plasma membrane.
CCAUCCGCAGAUCCAGAAUGAUCUCCAAACCCAACUGCUCCUCGACUGAUUCCACAACACCAAGGUGCAUCCAAGACCUAUUAUGCAACACCAGCGUCACGUUAAACCUCACCGAGAUGGAGAUCGAAGACUUCUGCCUCGACCAAGACGAGUAUCUGGAGAAAUACCUCGGGCCAAGACGAUCCCCAGUGUUCCUGCCUGUAUGCCUGACCUACCUCCUGAUCUUCCUGGUGGGAGCGGUGGGAAACAUCCUUACCUGCAUUGUCAUCGCUAAAAACAAAGUAAUGAGGACGCCGACUAACUUCUACCUGUUCAGCCUGGCCAUUUCGGAUCUUCUAGUGCUUCUGCUGGGAAUGCCUUUGGAGCUUUACGAAAUGUGGAGCAACUAUCCGUUCCUUUUAGGCAAGGGCGGAUGUUACUUCAAGACUCUUCUCUUCGAGACUGUUUGCUUUGCCUCAAUCUUGAACGUAACUGCGUUGAGCGUUGAACGCUACAUCGCUGUGAUUCACCCACUCCGAGCUAAAUACGUAGUAACCCGCACUCAUGCGAAACGCGUGAUAUUAAGCGUCUGGAGCAUUUCCGUGCUUUGCGCCAUUCCCAACACGAUCCUCCACGGUAUAUUCACUCUCCCGCCUCCUAAAGGGAAAGCAGCAGGAGUCAUGCUCAACUCCGCCACAUGCAUGCUCGUGAAGCCGCGCUGGAUGUACAACCUGAUCAUCCAAAUCACGACUCUGCUAUUCUUCCUGUUUCCCAUGUUGACCAUCAGCGUUUUGUAUCUGCUCAUCGGCUUGCAGCUCAAGCGGGAGAAGAUGCUGCAGGUCCUGGAGGCCAAAGCCAGUUCGGGCCAGGACAGCUCAUCUAAUGUGCGCAGUCAGCAGCAGAAAACCCGUCGCCAGCAGGUCACCAAGAUGUUGUUUGUUUUGGUGGUGAUGUUCGGCAUCUGCUGGGCUCCGUUUCACACCGACCGCCUGAUGUGGAGCUUCAUGGACCAGAAGGACAGCGAGCACAUCAAGAUCUUUGAGGUCUACGAGUACGUCCACGUCAUCUCCGGGGUCUUUUUCUACCUGAGCUCGGCCAUAAACCCCGUCCUCUACAAUCUGAUGUCCACCCGCUUCAGGGAGAUGUUCAAAGAGGUGAUGUGCCACCACAAAUGGCGUCCCGUCCCGAGAAAGCGCUCUCUGAGCAUGACCAGAGUCACCGUUCGCAGCACCGUCAGUGACGUCCCGCCAUGCAACGGCAACGUGACUAUUGAAGGAGACGAUUAUGACGUGGAUGAAGGCCAAGAAAAUAACAACUGUCCCUAGGAUUGGAUAAAAUGCAUAGUAUUAUAUAUUAGAAGUGGCUAAAUUAAUACUGCAGCUUUAACAUUGAGUAAAAUGGUAAACAGAAGUAUAGUUGUAUAUAAUGCCAGGUUCAGACUACAGUUUGUUGAUAUAUAUUUUGAUUUCUGAUGAAACGUGUUGCUUCCCAGCCAAUCAUUGCUCACCAUUUAUAAUGACAAGUGUGAUGUCACUAAGAAGGCGGGACUUGCAACUUACUUCAGAACUAGUGCUUAUUCUUAUAGUUAUUUUUAGGGAUAGUUCACCCAAAAAUGAAAAUCUAUACACUGUUUACAAAAAAAAAAAGCGUUUCUUUUUCUUGACAGGGUAUAUACAGCCAUCAGAGGGUAAAAUUCAAUACCUUUAGGUCUGAACAGGUAACAUUGGCCACAUUUUAAAUAUAUUCACUAAAUAGUGAUUGUAAACUAAUCCUAAACUAAAACAUUAUUCACAUUUGGGGGCCCUAAGCAGAAUAAUUUUGGGGCCCACCUUGCUCUAAAUCAGAGGUUCUCAACCCACCACUUUGUCUAAAAUGUAUGUAUGAAAUGCUCAUUUAAACCUUUAGUUACUAACAAAUAGUAUACUAUACGUCUGCGCCAAUAGCCUAGUGGUUAAGUGCGCUGACAUAUAGCACCGAUGUGCUUGCAGCGACCCGAGUUCAAUUCCCAGUUCGAGGUCGAUCCUUCCGCUAUCUCUGCUCCCCACACUUUCCUGUCUAAAUCUCCACUGUCCUAUCAAUAAAGGUGAAAAUCCCUAAAAAUAAUUAUUAAAAUAAAUAGUAUACUAUAUUAUAUUAUUAUAACAAAUAUAUAUUAUACAUUUGUUGUGCCUUCUAUUAUUUUCUAUUAUCAUUUCAUUAAAAAAAUAUCAUUUUCUUUCAAUUUAAUUAUAAAUAAAUCUAAAACUGUGUUAUAAAUCAUUGUAUGUAUUUAAAAAAUAAAAAAACAUACACCGAUUUAAAGAGAACCACAGGUCAACAGGGAGAUUGCAAAAGACGAGCUUCUGCUUUAAACUGGACUGACAAAACUAUACAGACAAAUGUAAAAUACAGGAAAACACCCUAAAUAUAUUAAUAUUAAAUAUUAAAUAAUAUAUUAAAGAUAUUAUUGGGAGAUCGCUAACAGAAACAUUGAACAGCUCCGCCAGAGCGCGUCUGAAGCUCAUAUGUAAAUGUAUUUACAUUCUAUGUCCGAAACACCAUUGAGCCUUGUUAGAUCCUCCUGUAUGGGCGCGCGUCCGUUAUAAAACACUCACAUGACAUUAAUUUUGACAAAAAUACACAAAGAGACACUUUCACUUGACGCAUAGUUCGUGAAUGAACUACAGAGUUGUGUGUACUAGUUGCAGUUGCGAUCAUGAGGCUGUGUUUGCGCCGAGUUUAAAGUAAUCAGAGAACAGGAGAAAGCGCAUUACUUUGAUCAUUUUAAUACAGCAUAUUAUAAUGCAAUCCAAAAGUUAUAGUAUAAUAUUGAGAGUUGAUUUUAAUCUCACGGCCCACCUGCAGGAUCGCCGAGGCCCACCGGUUGAGAAUCCCUGCUUUAGGUCUCAAACUCAAUUCCUGGAGGGCCGCAGCUCUGCAUAGUUUAGCUCCACCCACCUCCAACUCACAGCUGCUUAAUAGUCUCUAGUAGUCUCGAACACCUUGAUUAGUUGGAUCAGCUGUGAUCCUUGAUUAGGGUGGAGCGAAUCUGUGCAGAGCUGCGGCCCUCCAGGAAUCCAGUUUGAGACCAGUGCUCUAAAUAGUGGAGUAUUGCCAUUGCAAACCAGCCCACGGUGAUUUUACUGCUUAUUAAAUGCAAUCAAUGAAACAGAAAAGUAAAGCCUGAUUUAUUCUACUUAAUAACUGUCUGAAUGACUUGGACAUUUUAAAACAGCACUGUUUCUGUCAACUAGCAGCUUAAAAAAUUAACAAUUAAACUAUCUUUAAUAAAGGGACCAGUGAUUCCUACUUUGCGUCCUUCUGGAGUGUUUAAAACAUAUUCAAUUAAUUUAGCAAACAGAUUGAGGAUUCUAUAGCUAAAAAUUCUGAGGUUUUAUUUAUUUAUUUUUUAUUAAUUUCGAAAGCAAAAACCCUGCAUUGAAACGACGCUGAACGAUAAUUAGCCAAAAGUGAAAAUACAUUACUUAGUAAUACAAUAUACAUUCUGAGUACUAAAAAAAACUAAAAAUUAACAUUAAUUUAA